AGUGUUUUGGGCGCGAAACAGCGCACAGAGAGUGUGAGGAGAGAUGGAAGUGUCAAGGCUGCCAAUUUCAGCAUCGCAGAGAGGAAAGCUCAUAUCAGCGGGCUACACCACUCUAUCUUCACUUUCUUCGGUCUCCUCUUCAGAUCUCGCCAGAGAUCUACAAAUUUCAGAUGAUGAAGCUCUUGAAAUCCUGAAGGUUGCAUCACAUGGUAGUCGGUUGGAAAGGAUGAACAAAAAUUCUGUAAUUGUCAAUGGUGCGCGGAAUGCAUGGGACAUGCUGCACGAGGAAGAGUUGUUGCCUCACAUCACCACAUCCUGUGCAGAUUUAGAUAAUAUCCUGGGUGGAGGAAUUAAAUGCAAAGAAGUUACUGAAAUUGGUGGAGUACCAGGCAUUGGUAAGACUCAGUUGGGGAUUCAGCUUGCUGUCAAUGUUCAAAUUCCACCUGAUUGUGGUGGCCUAGGAGGAAAGGCUAUAUACAUAGAUACGGAAGGCAGCUUUAUGGUGGAGAGAGUUGUACAAAUUGCUGGAGCAUGCGUAGAGGACAUGUCAGAGUAUAAUAGAUUCUUGCAGAAGGAUUUUCAACCUUCUGGAAUUAAAAUUCAGCCGAAGGAUAUUCUGGAAAAAAUAUAUUAUUUCCGUGUCUGCAGUUACACAGAGCAAAUAGCCGUGAUCAAUUAUCUAGAAAAGUUCAUUUCUGAGCAUAAAGAUGUGAAGAUUGUUAUUGUUGACAGUGUUACUUUCCACUUCCGCCAAGAUUUUGAUGACAUGGCCCUUAGAACUCGUUUACUCAGUGGAAUGGCUUUAAAAUUGAUGAAGCUUGCAAAAAACUUCAGUUUGGCGGUGGUUUUAUUGAAUCAAGUGACCACGAAGUAUACAGAAGGUUCCUUCCAGCUAAGUCUUGCACUAGGUGAUAGCUGGUCACAUUCUUGCACAAAUCGAGUCAUUUUGUACUGGAAUGGUGAUGAACGAUUUGCAUACAUUGACAAGUCACCCUCCCUUCGAUCAACAUCAGCACCAUAUUCUGUGACUAGUAGAGGAAUCCGAAAUUGUGCUACAAACUAUAAACGCGUUAAACUGAUGUGACAGCAAGAAGGCUCAGAUGAGAUGAUAUGCCAUACAGGGUCAAAUAUCAUCCCAAUUUCGAAUUGUAGUUUUGCCUUUGUUUUCUGUGCAAGCAAGUGUGCUGAUAAUUGCACCCACAACCACAUAGGAAGGACUUGGGGAACCAACCUUCUUCCCUGCUCUGCUGAUGCUAUGUGAAGGAUGGUAGGGUAGAAUCUUAAAUC
Messenger RNA from Tripterygium wilfordii, 1287 nucleotides. Its product is annotated as DNA repair protein RAD51 homolog 3. Bases 44 to 1084 code for a protein of 346 amino acids. Gene Ontology annotation, molecular function: crossover junction DNA endonuclease activity; ATP binding; four-way junction DNA binding. Gene Ontology annotation, biological process: reciprocal meiotic recombination; DNA repair; meiotic DNA recombinase assembly. The transcript has 9 exons. Gene Ontology annotation, cellular component: Rad51C-XRCC3 complex; Rad51B-Rad51C-Rad51D-XRCC2 complex; replication fork. The record is from RefSeq and is a predicted model, not a curated record. NCBI's taxonomy places the organism in Eukaryota, Viridiplantae, Streptophyta, Magnoliopsida, Celastrales, Celastraceae.